CGAAUGUGUGGAUGGAGGUCGAUUUGGUAACGGCGUUGGCCAUCGAGGCCAUCGUUCUGCUGGCGUACUAUUACGCUUACAGAAAGUAUCAGUACUUCCUGUCGAAACCGGUGCCAUGUCUGAAGCCGACCCUGUUCCUGGGCAGCACUGCGCCGAUGCUCUUCCGUCAGAGGGACAUGCCGUCGCAGAUUCAAAUUUACUACGACACCUUCCCGGAUGCAAAGUUGAUUGGCCUAUACGAUCGGAUGAAUCCGAUCUAUCUGUUGCGAGACCCGAAGAUGAUUAAGAAGCUGGGAGUCAAGGAUUUCAACUACUUCCCGGACCACGCUCCCUUUAUGACCAACGGCAAAGAUGAGGAGGAUUCGGGUAAAAGUUUGUUCGGGAACUCGCUCUUUUCACUACGCGGUCAAAAGUGGCGGGAUAUGAGAGCGACGUUGAGUCCGGCAUUUACUGGGAGCAAAAUACGUCACAUGUAUGAAUUCGUGGCCAAAUGUGGCCAAUCGAUGGUGCAGUUUCUGAAGGCCGAAGCCGUCCAAGGCAAGGAGCUGGAGCUGGAUAUGAAAGACGUGUUUUCACGCUUCGGAAACGAUGUGAUCGCGACGGUGGCUUUCGGGAUUGAGGUGGACUCGUUGCGCGAUCGUGAAAACGAUUUCUACGUUAAGGGUAAACAGCUGCUGAGGUUUGAUUCGAUUCUAGUUCUCGUUAAAAUGAUUUCCAUCAUGAUGAUGCCCAAGUUGAUGGAAAAACUGGGCGUAGAUUUUGUGGAUCCAAAAUUGACCCAGUACUUCAAGAAUAUGAUCACUGACAAUAUGAAGCAGAGGCAAGCCCAAGGCAUCAUCAGAAAUGACAUGAUCCACAUGUUGAUGGAGGUUAAGAAGGGUUCGCUUAAGUAUCAGGACGAAGAAAUGAGCGUUAAAGACGCCGGAUUUGCUACGGUAGAGGAGUCCACUGUCGGAAAAGCUUCCCAUACGAGGGUUUGGAAGGACAACGAAUUGAUCGCCCAGUGUUUCCUGUUCUUCCUAGCCGGGUUCGACUCCAUUUCUUCAGCAAUGUGUUUCCUAGCCUAUGAGCUGUGCUUAAAUCCAGAGGUUCAACAGAGGUUAUACGAAGAAAUUGUUGAAACCGAUCGAUCCCUUAACGGUAAGCCCUUGUCCAAUGAAGCCCUCCAAAAAAUGGUCUACAUGGACAUGGUUGUAUCGGAGGGCCUUCGUAAAUGGCCUCCGGGCAUCAUCAUGGACCGUUUCUGUACCAAGGAUUACGUGUACGAUGAUGAUCAAGGAACUCGCUUUUUGAUCGAGAAAGGUCGCACCGUUUGGUUCCCAGCCAUGGCCAUCCAUAGAGAUGCGAAGUACUACCCCAAUCCGGACAAAUUCGACCCGGAACGCUUUAGCGAGGAGAAUCGAUCGAAGAUCAAUUCCGGAGCCUAUAUGCCGUUUGGUGUGGGUCCGCGGAACUGCAUCGGAUCUCGACUGGCGCUGAUGGAGGUCAAAUCGGUACUUUUCUGUUUGCUGAAAGAUUUCCGCCUGGAACGCACUGCCCGAACCGAGGAUACCGUUAAGCUUUCGAAAAGUUCGUUAGGAUUGAACGCAGAAAAUGGCAUCUGGUUGAAGCUUAAGCCUAGAAGUGGCUUGUAGUUAUUCAAAAGUGUAUAACAAUUGUUAACAACAAUUGUGAGUGACAAAUGAACAUCAAGUGUAAGAAAUUUCGAUUCGCAAUAUGUUACAGUAAAAAC
Uranotaenia lowii is the source of this 1732-nucleotide messenger RNA. RefSeq names its product probable cytochrome P450 9f2. The record is from RefSeq and is a predicted model, not a curated record. Lineage: Eukaryota; Metazoa; Arthropoda; Insecta; Diptera; Culicidae. The transcript is spliced from 2 exons. Gene Ontology annotation, molecular function: oxidoreductase activity, acting on paired donors, with incorporation or reduction of molecular oxygen; heme binding; iron ion binding. The coding region runs from base 12 to 1634 and encodes 540 amino acids.